AUGUAUAGAGACAAAAAAUUAGACACUAUCAAAAAUCUAAUUUUACACGAUGAUGAUGGUGCUCAUCCAGGAUUAGACCUUUUAAUAAGUGUGAUUUCUUCACCAUCAGAAAUUGUAGUCAGUGAAGAAAUCAAAUCCCUAAGAAAUUUAAAAGAAAUAUUUGAAGAUCCAAAUAAAAAAAUAUAUUUGGAAGUAAUCAUUAGCUUUAUUAAAUUUAAUUCUUCAAGAUUAAUAAAUGAUUUGGAAUUCUUUAAAAUUAGAAAUAAACCAGUAGCACCAUAUGCUGCCACAUGUUUAGAA
Entrophospora candida is the source of this 300-nucleotide messenger RNA. Lineage: Eukaryota; Fungi; Glomeromycota; Glomeromycetes; Entrophosporales; Entrophosporaceae. The record is from the annotation of a GenBank genome assembly.